GAGGACCAUAAAUCGUCACGAAAUUAAAUUAACUUCUUAUUUCUUCAUUUGUUCCCUCUAAGUAAGAAAUUAGCCAUUGUGCGUUACAAGAAAUGGAGAGUGGGAAACACUUUGUUCUCGUUCAUGGGUCUGGCCAUGGAGCGUGGUGCUGGUACAAGCUUGUCACCCUGCUCAAAUCAGUCGGUCACAGCGUCACAGCUUUGGAUCUCGCAGCAAGUGGGGUGGACUCGAGGCGGCCUGAUGAGAUCGCUUCCCUAUUCGAGUACGUGCAGCCGUUGAUGGACUUCAUGGCCUCCCUGCCUCAUGGUGAGAGGGUGGUCCUGGUUGGGCACAGUUAUGGUGGCUUUUGCAUUUCUCUAGCCAUGGAGAGCUUCCCUGAGAAGAUCUCUGUUGCAAUUUUCAUCGCAGCCUUCAUGCCCAAUCAUAGAGACCCACCAGCUACCUGUUUACAGGAAUUUUUCAGAUUGAUCUCUUCAGGCUCUCCGAUGGAUUGUCAAAUUACAUUUGAUAAGGGCCCAGAAAAACCACCAACAUCCAUACUAUUUGGUCCAGAAUUCAUGGCAACUAAAUUUUAUAUUAACUGCCAACCCGAGGACAUUGAAUUAGCCAAGAUGUUGGUAAGGCCAAGUGGCCCAAGAGGGUUUUUCUUUGGUGACCUGACCCGGGAAUCUCUGCUAACAGAAGAGAAAUUCGGGUCGGUAAGUCGGGCUUAUGUAGUGUGCAAAAGUGAUCACGAAGAACUCCAGAAAUGGAUGAUUGAGCAUAGCCCAACUGAAGAAGUGAAGUACAUUGCUGAAGCUGAUCAUAUGGCCAUGCUUUCAAAACCUAAAGAACUCAGCCUGUGUUUGCUUGAGAUUGCCCAGAAAUACCAUUGAGUACUUGAUUCUUCAUAAACAUGUCCACUCUCCUUCCGAAUUGAUCUUAAAUUUUUAUUUGCUCUCUUAAUUAUGUCAAUAAUAAUGCUUGAUAGUACAAACCUCAUGUUUUAGAAUUAAAAUUGUACUAUAUAAUAAUUGUUCAACUUUAUAAUGGAGGGCUUGCCUUCCAACAAAAAAAUAUUUAAAUUAUUGAAUGAAGCUA
This is a messenger RNA of Cornus florida, 1080 nucleotides long. Its product is annotated as methylesterase 10-like. The transcript is spliced from 3 exons. Gene Ontology annotation, biological process: salicylic acid metabolic process; jasmonic acid metabolic process. The record is from RefSeq and is a predicted model, not a curated record. Gene Ontology annotation, molecular function: methyl jasmonate esterase activity; methyl indole-3-acetate esterase activity; methyl salicylate esterase activity. NCBI's taxonomy places the organism in Eukaryota, Viridiplantae, Streptophyta, Magnoliopsida, Cornales, Cornaceae. The coding region runs from base 93 to 875 and encodes 260 amino acids.